Messenger RNA from Dentiscutata erythropus, 1134 nucleotides. Lineage: Eukaryota; Fungi; Glomeromycota; Glomeromycetes; Diversisporales; Gigasporaceae. The record is from the annotation of a GenBank genome assembly.
AUGGUCAAAUUAGCAAUUUUAGGUUGUGGGAAUAUAGGAUUCUUCUUAGCUGCAAAUAUCCUUCAUCAUUAUUAUCCACUUUCAAAUAAAAAGGAAAAUGUUGUGAAUAAAAAUGUUGCGAAUGAAAAUGUUGAAUUAUUAUUAGUUGGAAGACAAAGGUUACUCGACAAAUUAAAUGAAGCGAGAGAAAUAUUAUUAACGACUUACAAUGGGACAAAAAUUAUAGUUCCAAGAGAUCAUGUCAAUUAUGUUACGGAUGUAAAAAAGAUAAUCGAAUUUCAACCAGAUUAUCUAUUUGUUACAUUGAAAGCAACUCAAACUAUAGUGCCAAUUCAAAAUGGUGUUCAAAGUUUUGACUUAAUCAGAACAAACUUUCCCAAGUCUCAAAUAAUAAGUGGAAUGAUAGUCCAAAACAUAGCUUAUUCCAAUCCUUGUAAUUUCACCCAAACUUCCGAUGGUUCUAUAUUCUUCCAAUUAACCCCCUCUACACAUUUUAUUAAUUCCAUCUUAUCUAAUGCUGGAAUCGAUAUUAUAAUCGCCACGGAUAUAAAAAACGUUCAAUAUGGUAAACUAAUGUUAAACUUAGGAAAUGCUGUUACUGCAUUAGCCAGUUCACUUGAGCAAGUUUUGGAAUCAAGAACAUAUCGUCGUAUACUUGCAAUGUGUCAAUGGGAAGCCUUAGAAGUGUUUGAUAACUUUGAUAUUAAACCUAUAUCAUUUAGUCGCACGAUGCCAGUAAGGCUCAUGCCAUAUAUUUUAAAUGCUCCAGACUGGUUGUUUAAUAUUCUCAUCGUCAAUCUUCUUAAGAUGAAACCUAAAAGUUUAAGGUCUUCGAUGCUAGAAGAUUUUAUGUUAGGUAGGAAAACAGAGAUUAAAGAAUUACAGGGUGAAAUCGUUAGAUUAGGUAAAAUUAUUAAGAAGGAUAGAGAUGAAGGAGGAAUUAUAAUGGAUGGUGUUAAACUUGGGGGAGGUGAUCAUUCUUUAACACCUUACAAUCAUGGGAUUUUAGAGUUGGUGAAAUUGGUAGAAGAAUGGAUGGAAGAACAUAAAAAAGGAUGGAAUGUCCGAUUGGCAGCAGAUGAAGUUUUAGCAUUUAUCGAGCAUGGAAUUGUGCCUCAAGCUUUGCAAAUUUGA